AAUCGUGCUGCCGCUGAAAGCAUUAUGAAAAUUGAGCCAUAUUUUGUAUUGUUUCUUGACUGCUCAGAAGAGGAGAUGAAAAGACGUCUUUUAAAUAGAAACCAGGGAAGAGUUGAUGAUAAUAUUAACACAAUACAGAAGCGUCUUAAAGUCUACUUUGAAUGCACACUUCCUGUAAUCAAUUAUUACAGCGCCAAGGGCAAGGUUCGAAAGAUUGAUGCUGAAAGGUCUCCUGAAGAGGUAUUUGAGGCAAUCAAGGACGUAUUCUUUGAGCUGAAAGAGAAGCAUGGGGAGACCGCGGACGCCCGUAGUUUAUCAAGAUAAUAUUGUACUAGUUUGAAGUUUCCUUGAGAUAAUCUAUCACGAUAACCUCUUUAUUUUUGGAACACAAAAUGAAUUUCAAAGAGGGAUCCUCUAGGAAUUCAAAGAGAUCGAUUAUCAUACAAUAUCCGAAGAGCUACAAAAUGAGGAACAUGAUUAAACCAAACA
Prunus avium (sweet cherry) is the source of this 489-nucleotide messenger RNA. NCBI's taxonomy places the organism in Eukaryota, Viridiplantae, Streptophyta, Magnoliopsida, Rosales, Rosaceae. The record is from RefSeq and is a predicted model, not a curated record.